CCGACCCGGGAAUCGAACCCGAGACCCCUUGCCCGGCAAUCGCACAUGCGACCACUCGGCCAACGAGGCAGUCCUUGUUUAGAUUACAAAUUGUAAUAUGAUAAUAUGGCUCAAAAUUCAAUUGAUGACUUUUUCUUUAUUUGGAACAUUUUUGACUAUUGUUGUAGCAUUUAUGAGAAAACCAUGUGUGAUAUUUAUGUGAAAUUUGAUAUCUAUAGGAUUUCAUGUGACAUAGAGGUAUAUAUGAUACAUUUUCUGGCUUCUAUUAUACUGCAUAUAUUUUCUAAACUAUCUUGUAUAGUUAAACCAUAGCAACCUUUUAUAGAUGCGUUCAUAAUAAAUUUAUAUCCGUUCAUAAUCAUUCUUUAUUAUUAUGUCAACCAUGGAUAAUUCGAUGAUAAAUUAGAUAAGCUAUUUGUUUAGAUUACCCAUUACUAUAAAUUUCAUUGGAAUUUGCAAAAACAUUAGUUAACCUUCUAUAACGGCUGCAACACUAUAUUAUAAAUAAUGAGUUUCCAAAAUAAAGUAGUGAUUGUGACUGGGGCCAGCUCUGGCAUUGGAGCAGCAACUGCCGUUAAGUUUGCAGAAGAAGGAGCUAAAGUUGCCUUGGUGGGCAGGAACCAAGAGAAACUAAAUAAUGUCGCGAAAAAAUGUGGUAAUCCCUUAAUUAUCACUGCUGAUAUUACUAAAGAUGAAGACGCCAAAAGAAUUAUUGAAAAUACCUUAAGAAAUUUUGGAAAAAUUGAUAUUUUAGUAAACAACGCUGGUAUUGGUAGUAGUUCUAAUAUUCUAGAUGAAGGAGUUCUACAAAUAUAUGACAAAAUAUUAUCUACAAACCUACGCUCAGCAAUUGUUUUGACGCACCUUGCUGCACCACAUAUAGUGAAAACAAAAGGUAACAUUGUGAAUAUAUCAAGCGUUGCUGGUCAUCGCAUGAUACCUGAGUUUUCUGCUUACUGCACAGCUAAAGCUGGUUUAGACCACUUCACCAGAGCUGUAGCUCUUGAACUAGCUCCUCAGGGCGUUCGUGUCAAUGUUAUUAAUCCUGGACCUGUAAAGACAGAUAUAAUUGAAAAUUCAGGAGCAACAAAAGAAAUGUCAGAUGCUGCUUUCGAUCGUAUGCGAACGAGGACUGCACUCUCAAGAAUUUCAGAACCCGGUGAGGUAGCCGAUUUAAUUUUGUUUGUAGCCAGUGACAAAUCUAAAGCUAUUACAGGAUCAUCUAUUGUGACUGACAAUGGAAUGAUGUUAAAACCUUGAAUCAAUUUUAUUUGACGUCAUUUUAAAUUAGAAAGUAUUGUUUUAAAUCGCAAUUGUUAUCUGACGAGAUGUCCAUCUCGUUGGGGAACGCUCACGCGAUAUCUUGCCUUCGGCGUUUCCAACUACGAUCAGCUUAUCCAGGGUCUCGCCGCCCCUGUGGAUUGUGUAGCCAAAGUACUAAAGGAUACAUUGCUGGUAUAUGGUGGACAACCGAAUUUCUAUGCGAAAUUGAGCCAGUAUGGAUGCAUUGGUACGCUUUGUUGUCCAAGGUAUACAGUAGUUUCUAUUUCGAGAAGUUAAUUCCACAGUUUAAUUAAUCUUACUAUAUGUCAUUUAAUUUUUAGUUAAUAUUACUUUAAAUAAAAUGUUUAUUUACAACAAUUUUAUCGCGUUUCAAUAUUACCAUGUAAUAAUUUUAAAAUUAUCUCGCUUAUCCGCCUCGCUUAUUACGUUGAAGAAAUCAUAAAAUUCAACAUUCUUUUUAUUCGACGUAUAUAUCAAGUGUGGCUAGUGUGAGAGUAAUGCCCGGAUCUUUUGGGUAUAGUGCUUCAAAAACAGGUUUAGAUCACUUCACUAGAGCUGUGGCACUAGAACUAGCAUGUCAUUGUGUUCGUAUCAACGUGAUUUACCCAGGACCUGUAAAAACGGAUGUUGUCGGUAAUAUAGGAGCUACUAAAGAAAGAAUUAGAUGAUGCUACUUUUACCAGAUUGCAAGAAUUAACAGCGUUGAACUGUGUUUCAGUAUUUGAGGAAAUACCUGAUCUAGUUUUGUUCAUAGAUUGCGAUACGGCUCAGACUAUCAAAAGAUCGUCCUUCGUUAAUGAUAAUGGAAUGAUAUUGAAAUGUAAUUAAGUAGGUAAUAUUUUGUAAUUCAAAAUUUUGUUUUGAUAUGUUAUAUUUUCGAUUAUUUUUUCAAUGGUUUUGUUGUUGUAUGAUUAUUUUAAACACGGAUGGUUCAAGGUCCUACUCACCAUCGUUUUUACCUCUAUAUGUAUGUAUGUAGUUAAACUUUACCACAAAAAAUCUGAUUCGAUUUUAGAAAUUAGAUAUCAAGAAAUUUUUCAAAUUUUUUUUUUCCUGUAUCAU
Messenger RNA from Spodoptera litura, 2346 nucleotides. NCBI's taxonomy places the organism in Eukaryota, Metazoa, Arthropoda, Insecta, Lepidoptera, Noctuidae. The record is from RefSeq and is a predicted model, not a curated record.